UUUUUAAGAGGAUGGCAAGAUUAGACAUAAAUUCAAGAAAGCUUUUAUAUCCUAUUAUUCGUAGGCAUAUGGAGAGAAUUGAUGUGUUGAGGCGAAUCAUUCUUGUGAUUACAACUCUCAUAAGACAUCACUGUCAAAAAUAUUAUUUAAAGGCCGCACGUUCAGUGAAUGAGAUAGACCGAUCUCGUUACAUUCACAAACUGAUCUAUGAGAGUGACACCACAUGUCAUGAACAAUUACGUAUGGAUAGAUACACGUUUAGAAGGCUAGUUAACAUGCUUCAAACGAUUGGACGGCUAAGAGCUACAAGAAACCUGACAGUUGAUGAGCAAGUUGCUAUUUUCUUAUACAUACUAGCUCAUCAUCAAAAGAACCGUACAAUGAAAACUAAUUUCUUGCGGUCAGGAGAAACAAUUAGUAGAUAUUUCAAUAAGGUAUUGAGCUCAGUUCUUAGGCUUCAAGGUCAUUUACUAAAAGUUCCUUCACCUGUAGCUGAGGAUUCCUCUUAUGUCAAAUGGAAAUGGUUUAAGAAUUGCAUAGGAGCUCUUGAUGGUACUCACAUUGAAGUAAAAGUAUCUGAGGUUGAUAAACCUAGAUAUCGAAAUCGAAAAGGUCAUACUUCUACAAAUGUUUUAGGAGUAUGUUCGCAAGACAUGCAAUUUAUUUAUGUGCUUGCGGGUUGGGAAGGCUCAGCAGCUGAUGGAAGAGUGCUUCGAGAUGCUUUAAGUAGAAGAAAUGGAUUACCAAUACAAGAUGGUUAUUACUAUUUAGUGGAUGCGGGAUACACAAACGGCAAAGGCUUUCUUGCACCUUUUAGAGGGCAAAGAUACCAUCUUACUGAAUGGAGGACUGGACGUCAACCAACAACUCCAGAAGAAUAUUUUAAUAUGAAGCACUCAUCAGCAAGAAAUGUUAUUGAGAGAUGCUUUGGAAUGUUAAAAAUGCGUUGGGAUAUAAUUAGAAAUCCAAAUUUUUAUCCAAUCAAGCAACAAGACAGAAUUAUAAUGGCGUGUUGUCUUCUUCAGAACCACAUUAGAGAUCAUAUGCCAGUUGAUCCUAUUGAAACUUAUAGAGCCACAGGAUUAAAUGCUGAAGCUCCAAAAGAUGUGAUUGAAGACUUAGAAAGAGAUCAAAAUGUGGACCAAGCAGAUGAAGAAUCUGAUAAUGAUAGUGUUCGUAUUAUGUUACCAAACACAACUUCUCGAUGUGAAGGAACUUCAAAAAAAUCUGAACGAAAGAGAAGAAGAAGUACAGAUGGCUUGAUUUCAAGUUUGAGGUACAUGACCGAUACACUUACUACUAACAUGGAUAAGUCUAAUGAUCAAAUGGGUAAGUAUAUGGAAAGCAUUGUUGGAGUUGAUCAAGAAAGGAAGGAUAAUCGGCGUAAGCUUAAUGAGGAACUGCAAAAAAUUGAAGUUUUAACGCACUCACAAAGACAAAGAGCUGCAAUGAAACUUGUUCGAGAUCCAAAUUUAUUGGAUUACUUUUUCACUCUUGAUGAUCAUUCUCAGAAAGAAAUAUUUCUAAUUGAAUUGCUUGGAUAG
Salvia miltiorrhiza (redroot sage) is the source of this 1544-nucleotide messenger RNA. RefSeq lists its product as uncharacterized. The transcript has 4 exons. The record is from RefSeq and is a predicted model, not a curated record. Lineage: Eukaryota; Viridiplantae; Streptophyta; Magnoliopsida; Lamiales; Lamiaceae. The coding region runs from base 12 to 1544 and encodes 510 amino acids.